AACCAUCCUUGCAACGGUAGACUAGCUAAGAGGAUCAAAGCUUACAUGGAGAUUCUUGUCAGUUUUGAAAGAAGAACCUCAACACUUUGCCUUAACCUUUGACGAAUUAAUAUGUUUUUAAAAUUAUUUUUAAAAAAAUUGUGUUACAAGGAGUGUUGACGUUUCAUACAAAGACUAUGGAGCUAUUUCUGUACUUUGUUCUUGUGUGUGAGUGGGUUUUGUUAUGUGGUGGUCAAGAAGAAAAGGACACGACCUUAAAUCUGGGUGCCACCAUAACAAAACUAGCCGUGAGUGAUGAGUACGUCUACGUAGGGGGAGUGAACUUUGUAGCCCAGCUGACCAAACCGUUGGAUGUGGUUCUAUUUAAUCUGACCAUUGGACCGGUUUUAAAAGACGAAGAUUGCCGGCCACAAACCGUACCGUGUGACAACCAGGUGAUGGUGAUGGAGAUAGACGCCAAUCUGGGCUGGCUGGUUGUCUGUGGUACAGCCUACAGAGGGACGUGUACACUGCACAGUCUGUCUGACAUUACAGUCUGGCGGUGUCUGUAUGGAGACAAUGGGGCAGACAUUUUAGCAGGGGACGUCACCCAUACGACAGUUUUUAAAUUCCUGCCCCCUGUAAAUAACAAUAACUUACUUUCCCAAUCAUUCAAUUUCUCUCAAGCAAAUUGCAAUGGGGACAGGUUUACAUUUAACUCAUUUGAUCCUGUGAUACAUAAUUCAAGCCCAUUGAAGGAUACGACUAUGGCCUCAGUGGCCAUCGUAGCUAGAGGAGACAUGGACAGCGCAGGUUCGGAUCCCAUGAUCAUCUCACUGAGACAAAUCACCUACGUCAACGACAUGUACGUCAUCAGCCAUCUUCUGGACGGCCAGUCCACACCAAAAGGUGUCUACAUCAACGCUACAGAGAGGUCAAAGUUCAACAUAGACUUCAAGCUGUCUUUUACUUGGGGCGAAUACUCCUACCUCAUUUCAACACAAGUUCGCAAUGAGGCGAAAGUUGUCGUUCUUAGUCGAGUGGAAACUGGCAACGUUUUAUCCUUAGUGGAGAUUGUCUUGGAAUGUAGAGACGAGAUGUACAACAUAUUAAAGGCUGCUUCUUUAGGCUUGAUUGGGACAACAACAUUUCCUAGUGCCGACCGCUAUCCUAUUUUGUUUGUGGCGUUUGGUACCGCUGAUGGAAAAGAGGCGGACAUUUUAUGUUCCUAUGAACUGAAGACAAUGAACGACCAAGAAAUAGCUUUUGUUGCCAUAGACAUUCAGAAUUUAGGAGAGCUGGUACCUUGGGUCCACGCAUCACAUUUGGUACCCUCGGAACGAAGUGGUCUGUACUUUCGCCUCAAGUCAGCAAUUAGAAAAGAGCCUAUGUUCACAUCCAACUCAACCAUACGAGGCAUCCACACACUUGACGCGGAGACUGAUGUUCAAGUUUUGAUGCUAGGGGACUCCAACAGAAUCGAGAGGAUUAGCGUGUCUGAUGUGUUACUUGUCGCCGUUCUCAAUGACACAAUCAUUAAAUCCUGGACAGAAUCAGAGACGGUCGGGCAAAAAACUGCAAUUGGGUCACUUGACCAAUCGAAUCAAGUCUUAUAUCUUGCUACAGGAGAUAAGCUGACAAAUAUGAGCACCAACUUCUGCAAGCAGUUCAACACAUGCACAGAGUGCCACGCCCAAGGGAACGAGUGCUACUGGAUACUGGCAAGAAAAACCUGCAUCAAAAAACCACCAUACGGCAAUGAACGGAUACGUUGUCCCCCUGUCAUUUCGAGGUUUAGCCCCCAGCAAGUGCCAUCAAAGGGCGGCUCAAUCUUGACCCUACGAGGUGAGCAGUUCAGCACCCCUGAUAGUCAAACGAGGGCUCACGUGUCUGUGUGUGACAUUCCAUGUGACAAUGUGACAGUGGUCAACAACACGUUCAUCAGAUGCUCUGUGCCUGCCAGGUGUCAAAGGUGUUUAUCCAACUGCACCAUCAAAAUUGAUUUACGGGCCACAAACUCAAACCAGAGCUACGGGAACGCUUCCACUGACCAGAUGUCUGGCAAACCGAGGCUGCAAUACGUGGUGCCUGUGGUUGAGUCCGUUCUACCAACAAAAGGGCCCAUUUCUGGGGGGACAGUUUUAACUGUCAGAGGCAGAUUUCUGAAUUCUGGGAGCAACAGGACAAUUUCGCUAGCUGAUAGGACAUGUACGGUCAUUGAGACAAGCACCAACGAAGCCAAAUGUUGGAUCUCCAACUCCUCAUCACCAACACGACACAAUCCCGCCAACAUCAGUUUGACCAUUGACGCCUUCACGGAAACGUUCAACAGAACACAGUUCCAUUUCCUGCCUGAUCCAGUGGUCUACAGUAUCUCGCCCAAAAACUCCUUCAUUAGCGGCGGUUCAAAGGUCACAAUUAGCGGCUCCAGCCUUGACAGUGUUCAACGUCCACAGCUGAUUCUCGGGAUCAGGCUUACAUCUGUCUUGGAAAUGCCAUUCACAAAUUGCACGCUCUUCAACAACGGGUCUCAAAUGAUCUGCAAAAGUCCCAAUCUUAAGACGACCGCUCUGGACCAAGACAGCAAUUUUCACCAGGGAAAGUUUAACAAAACCUACCUGGUCGUUUCAAUGGACAACUACAACACCACACGCAACAGCACAGCGUUUGUGAUCCACAAGGACCCAUACAUCAGAUCGUUCAACGAUUUUUCCAAACCUUUAACGGUCGCACACUCUCAAAUAGUUUUAAAGGGUGAGAACAUCCCCACCUGGCUUGACAAGCAAGAGAUCGAGGUGACCCUGGGGCUGACCAGAUGCCCCGUGACCCACAUCAACACCACCACCAUCACGUGCAACGGCUCUGAGAUGGCCACUAAGAUGAGCCUUUGCGUUCUACAAAUGAAAAAGCUACAGACAACUCCAAGUCCAACGGAAACAAGCACUUUUGUAGACAAGGAGUUGACGACACAGCCCUUCAUAUUUUUUAAUGAGACUAGUACUAUAAAAAACGCAAUGUCUUUACAAGAAGGGCCGACAACUCCUUCUACACUGCCCCUAUCGCAAUCAACAACCCAGCCUUCACAAAGUCCAACAACCGCUUCCCGAGUUACCCCAUCACGUCCGACAACUCCUACUAGACUUCCCCCAUCACGUCCGACAACUCCGCCGAUGACAAUCAAAGAAUGCUACACCCAGGACAACAACUUCUUCAGGUUUAACGUGAGCCUACAGGUCGGGAACAUACACUACCCACUGGGCCACAUGAGGUUCGAAUCCUCCAGCUCUAAGACAGAACCUACCACGAUGCCAGCAUCCAUGAAAAUUAUCCUGGCUAGCAUAAGCGCCGUGGCUGUGGCUGCCAUUGUUGUGGCCGCCACGUUCUGCUUCGUCAGGAGGUCAAAGGCCAAAGCUUUACAGAAGAGUCGACGUUAUUUUGAUCGGCCUUCUAAAGAUGCGGCUCCCGUACCUACCCUUCAGGAGAUUCUGGAGUCUGUGAUAGAGCCAGAGAAGUUGGGGGAAAUCAGCCAGCUGAUCAUCGGCCUUGAUCGAUUAACUGUUGGAAAAUCAAUAGGAUCAGGAAACUUUGGCUGCGUGUUUGAGGGUCUGUUGGAUGUUGGACCAGCAACUCCGGCCUUAAAGGUCGCCAUCAAAACCUUGCAAGACUCGAUGUCCCACAGCAUCGACCUGAAGGGUUUUGUCCAAGAGGCCGUGAUGAUGCGAGAGUUCCAACACCCCAACGUCCUGGGACUGGUUGGUUUGUCAGAGAAAGAGCGGGGCGUGCCCUACGUUGUGCUGCCUUUUAUGGAGAACGGUGACCUCUUGACCUACGUCCGGGACUCCGCCGUGACGUUAACAUUGCAUGACGUCAUCAAGUUUGGCGCCGAUAUAGCAGACGGCAUGUCGUACCUGAGUUCACUAAAGUUCGUCCAUAGAGACCUGGCUGCCAGGAACUGCAUGCUGGACAGUGUCCAUCGUGCUAAAGUGGCCGACUUUGGUCUGUGUCGGGACAUCUAUGAGAAGGGCUACUACACCAGCGACAACAAGAAAAAACUGCCCAUUAGGUGGAUGGCUAUAGAGAGUAUAGAACAUGGGGCUUACAGUACCAAGUCAGAUGUUUGGUCGUUUGGUGUGGUCCUGUGGGAGAUGCUGACAAGGGGAGUAACUCCAUACCCUGGUGUUGACGGCUGGGACGUCAUCAACUUCUUACGUCAGCGUCGUCUGCCACCGCCCCACUUCUGCCCAGAGGAAUUGUACAAUCUAAUGAUGCAGUGCUGGGCCAAGGACCCUAACUUGAGACCCUCCUUCAAGGCCCUGCACUGUGAACUUCUUGCCAUGAUAGGUCAAACCUCUCCGGACUCGCCCACUACCUACCUCAACAACGCCAGGAAGACAAGCCAAAACACCGACGACCCCGCCCCUGCGACCCCCACCCUCUUCACCUUCCAACCUUACAUGAACCUCUCCACGGGCGACUCGCAGAAGAGAAACGAAAUCACGAAACCCGUACCGAAAUCCAGAAAAACAAAACCAUCUUCAGACAGAAAAACCGGCGGCGCUUCUUUCGAUGGUGAUGAAGUAAAGGUGGGGGCGGAGACUGCAAGGAGUGUCGUCAGGAACUGUGCCAUCAUCAUUCCCGUCUGCUACUCGCAUCGUGAGGUCACGAAAAACGCGGCAGAGCUAUACCUACAACUGGUGGACAACUACGAGUCAGCACCCGUAUUCUCGAACGAACUUGCCAAGUUAACCAAAAAGAAAUCUCAUUCCAAGCCCUCAAAACAGAAAGCUAAAACACACUCAAUGGAACUUUCGGAAACACAUUCAAUGGAACUUUCGGAAAUACACUCAAUGGAACUUUCGGAAACACACUCCAUGGAAGUUUCGGGUGAACAUAAAGUGGUAUUAGAUCGCGAUGCCAGAUACUAUGAACUUCAAAACAUGGCUAAAGAUUCAAGCGGUUAGAUGUUAGUGUUGAUGUAUAAGUUUAAAAGAUGUUCAGUGUUGAAUUGUAAAUUUAUUACAUGUUCAGUGUUGAAAAUAUGUUUAUAUUCAACGCUAAAGUUUUUUUUUAAUGUUGACAAUACAAGUUUCUUCCUUGUCAAGUUAAAAGUCGAUCUAAGUAAUUAAUUCUCUUCCUUAUGGUUUUUAAUAACUUCCUUCUGUACAGACAGUAUGGUGUUUGAUGUAUGUAUAACACGGAAAGUGGUUGUUGCUGUCUGAAUGUUUUCGUAAAAAUAAAAGUGCAGUUAUGUCGUCAUUGUCUAGUUAGUUAUGUGGUCAGUAUCUGGUCAGUCUAGCAGUUAUGUGGUCAGUAUCUGGUCAGCCUAGCAGUUAUGUGGUCAGUAUCUGGUCAGCCUAGCAGUUAUAUGGUCAUUAUCUGGUCAACCUAGCAGAGAGAGGGGGUCUGAUACACGGGCAACAUCUGGGAGAGAGGGGGGCCUGAUAGUAGUAUAUUAGGUCACUUUUGGGUCGUAGGCGCAGGCGCAGGCGCCGCAGGGACAAAGAUAUAUAGUAAAAUACUCGGGAGGGGGAGGG
Messenger RNA from Physella acuta, 5513 nucleotides. RefSeq names its product hepatocyte growth factor receptor-like. Gene Ontology annotation, biological process: cell surface receptor protein tyrosine kinase signaling pathway; cell migration; nervous system development. Gene Ontology annotation, molecular function: transmembrane receptor protein tyrosine kinase activity; protein binding; ATP binding. The record is from RefSeq and is a predicted model, not a curated record. Gene Ontology annotation, cellular component: signaling receptor complex; plasma membrane. Lineage: Eukaryota; Metazoa; Mollusca; Gastropoda; Physidae.